GUCGAGCUUCUUAAACCUGGAAAGUGAGAAACGCGAAGGGGACUCCUCCGAUGGAAAGUGGCCUGUGAAGUGAUUUGGUGGAAUUUGGUGGAAGAGGUGGUGAACGUGUUGGGAUCAGGGAAAUUGGACAGUGAUAACUAGAAGAAAUGGGACUAGCGGAGAGAGAGGCCGAAAUGCAGGAGCUAGAAACCUCGAGACCCGGCAGAUCGCGAGAUCUCUUUGGCGUGCAGCUCGAGGUUACCUCUUUACUUUUAGAAGGUGAACGCAGAAAACUUGCGGUCCUCCAGAGGGAACUGCAAGUUGCUCUCGAAGAAGGGGGAAGCGUGAAAGUUAAAGAAAAGCAGCGGCAGGAAUUGCUGCACGCCAUAUCGAAAAUUCAAGGACAGCACGAACAGCUCGACAAGGAAUAUAGAAUCCACGCUGCCGGUGUUCUCUUAUGCAACUCGAGGGGUUCCGGGAAGGUAAGCGUUUUGUCAUUAUUCUUUCCUCCCUUGGCCGUGAUUUACCGAAGAUAAAUAGCCUCUCUCGAUCAUCUCAACGCGAUCUAUUAUUUGUUAGAGCGUAAAGCAGUAAGGCCACCCGCCCUUCCGCUAUUUUAACACUCGAUUCUUCCUUGAAUAAAUUCUAUCGAUCGAUCGAUCGAUCGAAUCCUCUCCCUGCGAGAGGAGAGGCCAACGAGAAUACCUUCUUACGUGGCUUUUUAAGAAAUUGGAUAUUCCUUGGCUUUUUAAAACAUUGUCGCACUGAUUUAUAGUUUGAUAAUAUUUUUGAUAUUUGUAAAUUAUCGAUAAAUCGUGUUUAUCGAUAAUUUUUUUUUUUUUAAAUUUUGAUUGAUCUUGAAGUUUUAUCGUGGAUAAAUUUUCUUUGUUAUUCGUGAAAGAACAAAGAUCGUUUUUUUUAUCUCGUAUUAUCUUCUAUUGAAUUUUUAAAAUGUAAUCUGAAAAGUGAUUGAUUUCGCUAUUAUCAUGCGAAAAUGCCAUUGAAAUACUUAGAACAGUAUUAUUUUAUUCGCGUUAAAACUGAUUAAAAUUUUUUAGGAUAAACAAUUUCUUUUUGAACAAAUACGCGAAAAAAUUUUCGACGACUUCCAACAAUGAAAUAUUUUAUCGAAUUCGCGAUGGAAACAUUAUUCGAAUUUGUGUUAAAAAAAAGAGCUCGAGCUUGAAAAAAGUUGUCACAUCUUUGAGCAGACAAAUGACACCUACUUUCAGUCUCUUUAUAUAUUAUAUUCGAGAAGAAUGGAAAUUUCCAGGGAAAUCAGAGGGGUUGGUGAUCUCUUUUUAAUGUCACGUUACCUAUCAACCUAACACAUUCAAUUUUCUCCCUUUUCCCAUACAAUAAUCCUUCUUUGCCCCGAUAAAUGAAAAAUCCCUUCCUCUAAUAUAUGUUCACAUUUCGUAAUACGAUUCACAAUUUGUCAAAAUUAUUCUCUAUUUUAACGAACAUAAAAAUUAAAAAUCCCACCAAAAUCAAUUUAUUUCCAAAACGUUUGAAUUAUCCACGACUUGCACAUAAUCUUAAAAUUACCUUUACUAAUACGUAAAAAAAAAAAAAAAGAAAAAAAUUCUCACUAAAAUUUAUUUCAUAAAUUUACAAGGGAA
This is a messenger RNA of Apis mellifera (honey bee), 1601 nucleotides long. RefSeq lists its product as uncharacterized. The coding region runs from base 147 to 515 and encodes 122 amino acids. The record is from RefSeq and is a predicted model, not a curated record. The transcript is spliced from 4 exons. NCBI's taxonomy places the organism in Eukaryota, Metazoa, Arthropoda, Insecta, Hymenoptera, Apidae.